CCUACUAUGGCGCGCCAUUUGAAGACCGACUGGCAGUCCGAUCCCCUCGAGAUCUCGCCAGCCGCGCCGGCCGGGCGCACUGGGGGCGGCGGUCGCCGAAAACCAGCUAGAUUCACCGAGCAUAGCGUAUAUUAUCGAGGCCGAGCUAGAGGCGGGCGCUUUGUCAGUCACUUUUCAGAGUGUAUGAAAAAUAACUGGACAUCGAAUUUCUUGAGAGUUAAGAUAAUGGCUGCUCCGUCCAAUCAAAGCACAGACGAUGAGAAGGAUGUAUCAUCAAGCAUCACAAAGAAGGUUAUGGGAGACUCCCUGCAUGAGUAUGAAACACAGUACUUUGGCUUCACACCAAAAUCAUUCAUAGAUGGAGUAUACAAUGCUGUUGCUGACUAUCUGUAUGACAGUGUAGAUGCUGCGGACAAAUAUAUUGCUUCUGAGAGCCAGCAGGGAAGGCAUCCUGUAUGUCCAGAAGCAGUUAGAGAGUCUUCAGACAGAUUACUAGCCCAUCUUCAACUAGUCUUUGACAAGGCUUUUGACAGACUGGAGACAUACCUGAUUAAGAACAUCUUUCCUAUCCCGUCUCAUGUCGUCUUACCCGAAGAUAAGAUCCAUAAAGAAUUGACCCCGACAGAAUCGGAUGAAGCCAAACUUGAUACAGAGCUGGAGGAACUUCGACAGAGAAUACUUGAUGCACAAUAUGUGAAUGCUAGACUUGAGCAGUGGUCUAAUAGCGUCAAACAGAUUCAAAACCUCUUGGAUGAUUUGCUGACCCAAAUGGAAGACUACCAAAAAAUUUGCAUCCAGGAAAAUGUUGCUGAUUUGAAAGAGUCUAUCGUAUUCAUGGCAACCAGAGCGGAGAAGCUACUCGAUCUGUCUCAGACAUUACACCUUAACAGUGUAACCAGUUCAAAGAAACGAGGAUUGGAUGAUGAUGAUGAGAGGAGCAUUCCAGCCAAGAUGAGUCACCAGAGUGGAUCCCCCUGAAUGGUACAAAUCUUAUCUGAUCUUUUCUUUUAUAAUAGCAUGCUUAUAACUACUUUAAUUCAGUCAAGUGCAUGCUAACAUAUUUGUUGUUUGUCCUCAAAGGACAUAUUUCAUAUUUAUUGGCCCUUUAGGUCUUUGCCAUGACAUGAAGGAGCCUUGGUCUUGCUUGACGGGACGCUUCAACAUCAACGACGUUGCUGAUUGAACCGUAUGCAUGUGCAUCAAGACGGAGCUUUUUGUUCUCUGAUAUUUGAAGGGAAAAUGAUUGAAAUUAUACGUUAAAAUUUUAUCAAUUUUUUAAACUAUCAUGUAUUUGAACUAUUUUCCAGAUAGAAUUGUAACAUUACAAGGUUGUUUUUUCGAAACAGCUUUUGUUUAGUAAUCAUAAACAUAAUAUGAAGUGUGAUUUAAUUUUCACUAAUGUUGCAACACAUGAAAUGACAAACAAUACAUACUUUGAGUUAGCUGUAUAAUUAUUUCAUAGAAGUAUUUUAUUAUCAUAUUAUGCUACACACAUACACUAUAAUAUUGCAAUAAUGGACUAAAGUUACUCAAUACAAGCCCCAUUUGUACAUGCCGUUAAGCUAAUCAACCACUUUUACCCUAAUACAUUUUUUUCAAUACAAGAGGGGGGAGGUCAUACAUUUGGGAGUAGAAGAGGAGAUAGCUAUGUUUAGGUAAGCACUGUUAGAGAAUGGGAGAAGAAAAUAUGCUUGUAGCAGAAUUUGUCCCACUUUUGAUACAUGAUGCAUCUACAUGUAUAUAGUGCAAAAAUGUUCUACAUGUACUUUUCAAAAGCCCUCAUAAUGUGAGAGGAUAGAAAGCAAUAUAUACUUUGUUUGACUUAUUUAACAUUAAAAUGGAGUGAAAUAUAGAGUUAAACCCAUGAUAAGCUUAUUUCAUGCGAUUAUAUUUCAACAGGUCACUUUACAGGCACCUUUAGUAGUAGAAUCCUAUUGUCUUUGAUAUAUAUUUUAUAUCUUUGAAUAUAAAAUGCAUUCUGCGUCUUUUUGAGUUCCUUUCCUAUAUUCCAUAUUAUCUCUGAAAAUUUCAUGUACAAUAUUAUUGAUCUAAAAUUGACACAAUAAAAUACAUAGUUGACAUUGUAAAUAUCCUUGUAAUAUAACUUGUACAAAGAAUGUAGCAGCUUUAUUAUAUAUGGAAGUAAAUUGUAAUUAAAAUGUUUUUUAUAUAUAAUAUUGGCAUUUGCUGUUCAUUUGUUUGAUAUUAAAGUGAGACAACAUAUUGGAACAAAAAACCAAACAAAAAUCAUCAUUGGUAUACAUACAUUUCAUGAUUUUGAAAGAGUGGUACAAAGAGAGUUUGAAAAUUCCUGAACAGAUGUUAAUGGGACUUUAAUUGAACCAAAGAAAAAUGUUAACAAACCUUUCUUUCAAAGAAGUGGCUUUUCGCCGGAUUCUCAUACAUUUUAAUCACAAUUGUUGAAUUUCAGCAUGUAUUACCAUGUAAACUUGUCUGUAUUGAAAUUUUCUUACAGGUUUUCAUAUUACAAAAAAAAAUCAAAUAUAGCUUUAAAUUGUAGUCCAUCAUGCAGAUAUAUUUGACCUUUUCUUUUAGUUCGGUCUAUAGCAUGUUUUGAGGUAUUGAAAUCAUUGUGUAACAAAAAUCUCUCUUUUUUGUGAAACAUGGGGCUAUUACCCCACAAAAAAACAUGCCCCAAACAAUUAGAUGAUCAAGGCCCUGUUGCAUAGACUAGUAUCUUUGCCAUCCAAUGGUAACUACCAUGGUAACAUGCUUAA
Messenger RNA from Lytechinus variegatus (green sea urchin), 2738 nucleotides. It is a transcript of the gene mis12, whose product is annotated as protein MIS12 homolog. NCBI's taxonomy places the organism in Eukaryota, Metazoa, Echinodermata, Echinoidea, Temnopleuroida, Toxopneustidae. Bases 7 to 978 code for a protein of 323 amino acids. Gene Ontology annotation, biological process: kinetochore assembly; protein localization to kinetochore; mitotic sister chromatid segregation. The transcript has 9 exons. The record is from RefSeq and is a predicted model, not a curated record. Gene Ontology annotation, cellular component: chromosome, centromeric region; nucleus.